GAAGGCAUCCUUAGUCCUACGGAAGUAUUUAAGGAUGUUCUUCACAGCCGUCCAAUGGCUUUCGCCAGGGUUGGACUGGUAUCUACUCGUGACACUCAGAGCAAAAGCGACAUCAGGUCUCGUACAUACCAUCGCAUACAUGAUGGAUCAAAUGGCCGACGCAUAAGGAACAUUUCUCAUGCAUUCUACUUCCUCCGGAGUGGAAGCACCCUGAGUCUUGGAAAGACUCGUGCCUUGGGCCAUAGGCAAACUUCCUCGUUUCGACUCAGACAUGCUGAAUCUAGCGAGGACCUUGUCUAUUAUGUCAUCAACAUACAAAGCAAGGAAGACUACAGCACUCCCACUGACCUUCUUGUAUACACAAGAUUCAUCCGAAUUUCUUUCAAAACCAAAGCCGAUGACAGUUUCGUGAAAGCGGAUGUUCCAACUCCGUGAGGCUUGCUUCAAUCCGUAGAUUGAUCGCUGCAACUUGCAUACCUUGGUAGAUUCUUCAGGAGCGCAAAACCCUUCAGGUUGU
Cuscuta campestris is the source of this 517-nucleotide messenger RNA. The record is from the annotation of a GenBank genome assembly. Lineage: Eukaryota; Viridiplantae; Streptophyta; Magnoliopsida; Solanales; Convolvulaceae.